UUUUUCUUCAUUUAUAUUUUGAGGCGGCAAAAUCCGAUCAGGAUCCCCCUCCGCCGCCGCCGCCGCUCUGUGAACAUGAACGGAGAAGUUGAGCAGAAGCCAGAGGCUCGGCGUCUCAGAGAAUUGGCUGAGAAAAAGUUCAGAGAUUCCAAUCUCAAGUCUGCUCUCAAGUACGCCAAGCGAGCCCACCGCCUCGAUCCAAACCUUGACGGCGCCGCCGAAAUCCUCACUUCCUUCCAGAUUCUCCGAGUCGCCGCCGACUCUCCGGACGACUGGUACCGGAUUCUUCAGGUGGAGCCUUUCGCUCACAUUAACACAAUAAAAAAACAGUACAAGAAGCUCGCUCUGCUUCUGCAUCCGGAUAAGAACCCCUAUUCCGUCUCCGAGGAGGCGUUCAAGCUCGUCGGCGAGGCGUUUCACUUUUUGUCCGAUAAGGUUAGGAGGAAGGAGUACGAUUUGAAGCUUCGAAUUCGGAUUCAGGACGAGAAGAUUGGAGAUGCGGAUGUGGAGAGCGAGACGUUUUGGACUGCUUGCUCGACGUGCCGGCUUUUGCACCAGUUCGAGAAGAGGUACGUAGAGCAUAAUUUAGUCUGCCCUAGCUGUAGGAAGAGUUUUAAGGCCGUUGAAGUCGUGUAUAAUGAACCUGAGAUUACGGAAAUUGGGGUCAUGAUUGGGGGUCGAAGGUUGAGAAAUUUGAGUUCUAGGCAAAAUUCUGGUAGUUUUGAGGGAUUAAAAGAAUCUGGCUCGAUGCAAAAAGUGAAUACUGGUCAAUCGAAGAGAAAUGCUGCUGUGGUUAAGACGAAUGGUGAGAAGAAGAAAGGUCUAGAGUUCAAUGGGAAAGCUGGUUCUGUAGAAGGUGAAGUUAGAAAUGGCGAUUUGGAGGGAGUUGAUAAUGAUGAUGUGAUAUGUAGAAGAAGAUUAAGAAGUGGGAGUAUGAGGAAGAAGAUGAGUAGUGUUGGUGAGGUUUUAGAGAGGUCUAAGCUGAAGCCUGUUAAAAUGGAGGAGGAAAUGAUGACUUUGGCUGAAUUACAGUCUCAAGUGAUUCAGAAAGCUCGAAAAGAGAAGAUGAAACUGAAGUUAAAGGAGGAGGAGGAAGCAGAGGAAAGAGAGAAUAAGAGAAAGAAAGGGGUUAAGGAAAAUGAUGACGUUGACGAGAGACUAACUUUGAAAGAGAUGGAAGGUCUACUACGGAUCCGUCGGCAAGAAGCAUCAAAGCGUGCCGGGUUUUCAGAGAAUGCAAGGCAAAGGAAUUCCAAGAAGAAUGUGAAUCUGGAAACUCAGAAGCAAGGACCUUCAUGUAAUGGAGUUGAUUUAGAUAUGAUGGUGGUGGAAGAUUCAGACUUUUAUGAUUUUGACAAGGACAGAAUGGAGAGAAGUUUCAAAAAAGGGCAAGUGUGGGCUACAUAUGAUGAUGAUGAUGGAAUGCCUAGGCAUUAUGGUUUAAUUGAAGAAGUUACUGUAAAUCCUUUUGAAGUGAAAAUGAGUUGGUUGGAUGUUCAAAACUAUGGGGAUGAAAGACUAUUUUGUUGGGAGAAGAUGGGAUUUCAUGUAUCUUGUGGUAGAUUUAAGGUCACUGAAAAAACCACCAUUCAUUCAUUGAACAUUUUUUCUCAUGUUGUGGAUUGUGAAAGAGCAUCAAAGGAAGUCUAUAGGGUUUAUCCUAAAAAGGGAUCAGUAUGGGCACUUUACAAAGAAGAAGAAGAAGAAGAAGAAGAAGAAGAAGGUGGUUUGGAUGCUGAGAAGAGAAGAAACCUUUCGAGCAAAGAGAAACGAACUUACGAUAUUGCAGUGUUUUUAACAACUUACAGUGAGAUGCAUGGUUUAAGUAUGGCUUAUCUUGAGAAGGUUGAUGGUUACAAGACCAUAUUCAAGAGAAGGGAGAUUGGUUAUCAUGCUAUUAGAUGGUUCGAAAAGGACAAUAUCCGAUUAUUUUCGCAUCAAAUUCCUGCUCGGAAGCUUUCUAUAGAUGAGGCUCUUGGGCAUCUGAAGGACUGUUGGGAACUUGAUCCAGCUUCUCUUCCUUCGGAUUUGCUAACCACCUGCUGCACAUAAAAUCAGAGUGAAAAAAUCCCUUACUGCUCGUGUCCAACGAUAUUUUAUUCUUUACGUGGAUGGUUCUCAGGCAAACUGAUUGUCGGGUAUGUACUCACUACCCAUGUAAGUUUAAAUAAACAGUGCAUUAUGAUCUGUAGCAUAAGAGGGAUUGCAGUACAUAAAUCAAGGCACAGCAUCUUAUAGCCAUUACUCAUUAUCACAGUUUCUUCGUAUUAUAUUGUUUGCCAAAUGGCAAAUAUUUGUGA
This is a messenger RNA of Benincasa hispida (wax gourd), 2300 nucleotides long. RefSeq names its product DNAJ heat shock N-terminal domain-containing protein. The record is from RefSeq and is a predicted model, not a curated record. NCBI's taxonomy places the organism in Eukaryota, Viridiplantae, Streptophyta, Magnoliopsida, Cucurbitales, Cucurbitaceae.